Molecule: messenger RNA, 327 nt
Organism: Trichomonas vaginalis G3
Lineage: Eukaryota; Parabasalia; Trichomonadida; Trichomonadidae
Exons: 1
Coding region: 1-327 (108 amino acids)
Source: RefSeq, a predicted model, not a curated record
AUGAUAGGAUUUAAUGAAGAUGUUAUGAGGUCAUUGGUGGAUGAUGGUAGUGUGGAACAUAAAUGGGAUAGCUAUGACAACACACAUUUCUUAUGUGGUUUUCCAACAGAAGUGGACUUUUGCUUCCAGCAAGGUCAAACAUCUACUGCUCCAAUAACAUACAAAUUGUCUGUUAAAGGACCUAUUGAACUAGCAACUGAAAAUGUACCAAAGCCACUUAUUGGAUUUAUGAGGGAUUGUUGCUUUGCAAUACAAGUAAGACAGUCAGGCAUACCAAUAAUAAGACUUGACGACUAUAACUUAGCAACUGACGACAGUGAGGAAUAA